AUGGGCCUCCCACUCUUUCAAGCCCCUGUCGAGUCCGACAUUGUGUUGAAAUCAGCCACCAAACCCCAGGCAGACUCGACGCAUGCGCGCUCGCCCAUCCGUCGCGCUGAACGCCGUCGGCAGCUCAAUGAGACGCGACAGCACCGACUGCAGUUAUUAGCCGCUCUGCAGGGUGGUCCCCCGCCCGAGUCUCGCCCGCGAGCUGCAGAGAAUCCGCCCCCUGCCAAUGAUGCUUCGGCGCGACCUGAUCGAUGGAACUUCGAGUCUGAGUUGGAUGACUUGAACGACAUUCUGCGCGCCGAAGACCGCGCUGCCAGACGUGAUGCGCUCCGCUCGGCAUCUGCGCUUCCUGGUCCCGAUACUAUGAUUGGGGAGGAGAGUUAUCUGCGAGCUGAUCGAGCCAUCGACCGCGACUGGACUGCCGGCAUGCAGCCCAGCAGUAGAGAGCCAAGCUCGCGUCGUUUUCGGGAUUUGCCGUACGUUCCUGGCCGGUUGCGACCUCCCGUCAUAAGGCGCCAAGGCAGUUUCGAGUCGGCGCCUCCCAACCGCUCGCCCAGGACUCGCAACCCGGAUCCCGGCGAAUAUCUCAACGAGUAUCGCCAGCGCCGAAAUGUGCAGGACGGAAUCACUCGGUCCAGACCUCACCGCGUUCGCCGUUAUGUCCGAUACAUGGAUGGCCUGGGAGACCGAGAUCGCAGCUUGAGCCCAGAAAACGAGAACAUAUGGGAAAAUCUGCAGUCGACCAUGACGCCUGACCCGCAGCCGCCCAGUGUCGGUUCCUCCUUUUCUUCUACGACUGUAUCUACUGUUGCUUCUCAGGGGACAAUCAGCUCCGCCAACACAUCCAUCACAAAUCCGGCUGAGGAAGUCGACCCGCCAUGCGAACCGGCGGGCGAGAACGUGGACAGUGACGAAGACGGGGAUCUUACCCUCGAGGAGAUCCGAGCCGCAUCGUCCCAGCGUCGCCUUCCGAGAAGCGCGCGCCGUUCAUAUGCAGAUGUCGCUGCUGACGCACUCCCCUCGGCUGACGAGGACGGGAUCGAGGGUCUAGAGUUAUCAGACAUGCAACGCCUAGUGCAAAGAUUGGCUGCCCGGCAGGACAUUCCGGAUCAGUGGUGGGCCGCUGUCGGACUGAGCCGGUCGAUGACCAUGGAUGAGCCCAAUUGA
Messenger RNA from Neoarthrinium moseri, 1167 nucleotides. RefSeq lists its product as uncharacterized. Lineage: Eukaryota; Fungi; Ascomycota; Sordariomycetes; Amphisphaeriales; Apiosporaceae. The record is from RefSeq and is a predicted model, not a curated record. Bases 1 to 1167 code for a protein of 388 amino acids. The transcript has 3 exons.